AUGCCCGACACUAAAGACCACCACAAAACGGAAGCGCAGAGCACCCUCAGUGCCGACAAAAAGGAUGAUUUCGCAUCGGGGGAAAUCCGGGACAUCGCAGCUGAGCUGUAUGCCGAGGCCGUUCAGUUAUCGCCCGAGGAGCUGGAACGCGAAGGCGCUGAGGUGCGCAAGCUUUUGGACUGGCGUAUCCUGCCUAUUUUGUACGUGACUUAUGUCAUACAAUUCUUGGACAAGCUUUCUCUCAACUAUGCCUCGGCUUAUAGCCUCAUCCCAGAUCUUGGCCUGGAGGGUCAAAGAUACUCAUGGGUUGCGGCCAUAUUCAAUUUCGGAUACUUGUUCUGGGCUGUGCCCUCAAAUCUUAUGAUUCAACGACUGCCGCUGGCUAAAUAUAUGGGAACAGUCCUCCUGAUCUGGGCCGUCCUAAUUGUGGCACACAUUGGAGCGAAGAAUUACGCUGGCAUCUUGGUCUUACGGUUCCUUUUAGGCAUGGCCGAGGCUGGUGUCAGUCCAUGUAUGAUGAAUUUCACUUCCAUGUUCUAUAAACGAUCCGAACAACCUCUGCGAAUGAGCUUGUGGCUGUCUGGAAACGGAAUGGCGACUAUGGUGGGUGCUCUGCUGGGAUUCGGACUAGGCCAUUCCCACAAUACCAGCCUCAAGAGCUGGCAAUUAAUCUUUCUUACUAUCGGCCUCCUAAACUUCGUCGCUGGAUGCUUCUUUCUGUGGCUCAUGCCGGACUCUCCGAGUUCCGCGAAAUUCCUCUCGCACAGACAACGUAUAGUGGCCGUCCAGCGAGUAUCAGAGAACAUGAUCGGCGUCAAGACAAAGCAGAUCAAACCACGGCAAGCGUUUGAGAUAGUAUAUGAUAUCAAAGUCCUUUGCUGUGCUUUCAUAGGUCUCAGCUGCGGCGUCAUCAACGGCGGAGUGUCCAACUUCUCAUCGUCAUUGAUCAAAGGCUACGGCUUCAGCGGAAUCAACGCUACACUUCUUCAGCUACCCACAGGAGCCAUAGAGGCUCUCGUGGUGCCAAUUUGCGGGCUAGUUUCCACCUACGUCCGGGAUUCACGGUGUAUCGUCCUCGCAGUGGUCUGUCUGAUUCCCUUUGGCGGCCUUCUCGGCAUCCGCUUCACUGAUGUCCAGCAUCGAUGGACCCUUGUUGGUUGCACUUGGCUACAGUAUAUCGUUGGUGCCCCGGUGAUCGUGUCUUGGAAUAUUCUGUCUACAAAUGUAGCCGGACAUACCAAGCGCUCUCUUUCGAACGGACUUUGGUUCAGUCUCUACGCGGCCGGAAACGUCGCAGGUGCUAACAUCUUCUUUGAGCGCGAGGCCCCUCGUUACUAUUCUGCUCUUACUGGUCUGCUGAUUUGCUACGCGGGGAUCAUUGUUCUGUCUGUUGUUGCAUACAUUUCGAUGAAAUUUGAGAAUAUCCGCCGAGACCGUCGCAUGUCUUUAGAGGAAACAGAACAAGGGCGUGAUGAAGCAGCUGUGCUGGAUGGGUUCAAGGAUAUGACGGACAUGGAGUCAAAGAAUUUUCGAUAUGCGCUUUGA
Messenger RNA from Aspergillus melleus, 1545 nucleotides. Its product is annotated as putative MFS allantoate transporter. The record is from RefSeq and is a predicted model, not a curated record. Gene Ontology annotation, molecular function: transmembrane transporter activity. Lineage: Eukaryota; Fungi; Ascomycota; Eurotiomycetes; Eurotiales; Aspergillaceae. Gene Ontology annotation, cellular component: membrane. The transcript is spliced from 5 exons. The coding region runs from base 1 to 1545 and encodes 514 amino acids. Gene Ontology annotation, biological process: transmembrane transport.